This is a messenger RNA of Galeopterus variegatus (Sunda flying lemur), 1162 nucleotides long. RefSeq names its product zinc finger protein 664 (gene ZNF664). The record is from RefSeq and is a predicted model, not a curated record. Bases 81 to 866 code for a protein of 261 amino acids. Gene Ontology annotation, biological process: central nervous system development; regulation of transcription by RNA polymerase II. Gene Ontology annotation, cellular component: nucleus. Gene Ontology annotation, molecular function: RNA polymerase II cis-regulatory region sequence-specific DNA binding; DNA-binding transcription factor activity, RNA polymerase II-specific. Lineage: Eukaryota; Metazoa; Chordata; Mammalia; Dermoptera; Cynocephalidae. The transcript has a single exon.
CUUUAUGAAGUAGCAACCCUGUAACUUUAGUAGUUGUAAGGAAAUUUUCUCCUCUAAGUCACGAUACCAAAUAGGAAAAAAUGAUCUACAAGUGCCCCAUGUGUAGGGAAUUUUUCUCUGAGAGAGCAGAUCUUUUUAUGCAUCAGAAAAUUCACACAGCUGAGAAGCCCCAUAAAUGUGACAAGUGUGAUAAGGGUUUCUUUCAUAUAUCAGAACUUCAUAUUCAUUGGAGAGACCACACAGGAGAGAAGGUCUAUAAAUGUGAUGAUUGUGGUAAGGAUUUUAGCACUACAACAAAACUUAAUAGACAUAAGAAAAUCCAUACAGUGGAAAAACCCUAUAAAUGUUAUGAGUGUGGCAAAGCCUUCAAUUGGAGCUCCCAUCUUCAAAUUCAUAUGAGGGUUCACACAGGGGAGAAACCCUAUGUCUGUAGUGAGUGUGGAAGGGGCUUUAGUAAUAGUUCAAACCUCUGCAUGCAUCAGAGAGUCCACACCGGAGAGAAACCCUUUAAAUGUGAAGAGUGUGGUAAGGCCUUCAGGCACACUUCCAGCCUCUGCAUGCAUCAAAGAGUCCACACAGGAGAGAAACCCUAUAAAUGUUAUGAGUGUGGGAAGGCCUUCAGUCAGAGUUCAAGCCUCUGCAUCCACCAGAGAGUCCACACCGGAGAGAAACCCUAUAGGUGCUGUGGGUGUGGGAAGGCCUUCAGUCAGAGUUCCAGCCUCUGCAUCCACCAGAGAGUCCACACAGGAGAGAAACCUUUUAAAUGUGAUGAGUGUGGAAAGGCCUUCAGUCAGAGUACAAGUCUCUGCAUUCACCAGAGGGUUCACACAAAGGAGAGAAACCAUCUCAAAAUAUCAGUUAUAUAAAACAUUUUGCUAUGAGUUAAAAAUCUUAAAACCCAUAAGUGCCACUAGGAAGGAAACCCUGUAAAUACAACAUUGACCCAAGAAAUAUUUACAGCAAUCCCUAGCAGAACAUUCUUUUUGAGGAGGCAUAUGUGAGGUUGAUUUUUUGAUUCAUGCCAAGAGUGUUCCACAACUUGACUCUGAAUGUGGACUCCCCUGUCAGGUUCCCAGUUGUAGAUGUGCGUUUCCUGGAAUUUCAGCACGAUGCCUCAGUGGUUGAAUACUACACAGAAAGACCAUGAUCAUUGCCUAGCCUC